UUCCUCGCUAUUUUUAUCGGCGUUCCCCCCUACUGCGCCCAACAGACACAACACUGUGGUGCUCAGUGAGCAGUGCUCACAGCAAAGAAUAUUCUAAACCACAGUGAACUGCCAACUUCGAAGAUGAGUGGUCAAGCAAUCGACUCCAACUGUAUCACGUUGACGAGGUUCGUCCUCGCCGAACAGAAGAAGGUGCCAAACGCCACGGGCGAACUCACCCAGCUCCUCAACUCCAUCCAGACCGCGGUUAAAGUUAUCAGCAGUGCCGUCAGGAGGGCUGGAAUAACCAAAUUAUUUGGGGCUGUUGGUGAGACUAAUGUACAAGGCGAAGAAGUAAAGAAACUCGAUGUUUUGGCAAAUGAUCUCUUCAUUAAUAUGCUUAAAUCGUCGCUUACUGUAGCCCUACUGGUGUCAGAGGAAAAUGAAACAGUCAUAGAGGUGGAUUUCGAGAACCGUGGUAAAUACAUUGUAGCCUUCGAUCCACUCGAUGGUUCCUCGAAUAUCGAUUGUUUGGUGUCCAUUGGAUCAAUUUUUUCAAUAACCAAGAUUGAGGACAACACUGCAGCCACAGUUAAAGAUGCCCUUAAGCCAGGCAAUAAGGUUGUAGCAGCUGGAUAUGCAUUAUACGGCAGUGCCACCAUGUUGGUAUUGUCCAUUGGUAACGGAGUUAACGGAUUUAUGUUGGAUCCAUCUAUUGGAGAGUUUAUUCUGACUGAAAAGAACAUGGUUAUUCCUAACAAGGGCAACAUUUACUCCAUCAAUGAAGGAUAUACUUACUUGUGGGAUGAGGCUAUCAAAGAAUAUGUAGAUAACAAAAAGGAUCCAGCCAAGGGUAAACCAUAUGGAGCUAGAUAUGUGGGUUCCAUGGUGGCAGAUGUACACAGGACCAUAAAAUAUGGAGGAGUUUUCAUCUACCCUGCCACUAAACAAUCACCAAAAGGAAAAUUACGACUUCUGUACGAAUGUAUUCCAAUGGCAUACAUUGUUACUCAAGCACAAGGAAAAGCUUCAAAUGGAAAAAUUCCUAUUUUAGAUGUGAUUCCAACAGGUCUCCAUGAUAGAAGUCCAAUAAUUCUGGGUUCAACUGAUGAUGUUAAUGAGGUGUUAGACAUCAUAAAGAAACAUGAAAAAUAGUGACCUGGACUGAUUGUUAUAUUUUGAAAUGUUAAUAAAGUUUUUAUUUUUAUAUAAA
Aethina tumida (small hive beetle) is the source of this 1192-nucleotide messenger RNA. Its product is annotated as fructose-1,6-bisphosphatase 1. The coding region runs from base 124 to 1134 and encodes 336 amino acids. Gene Ontology annotation, molecular function: fructose 1,6-bisphosphate 1-phosphatase activity. Gene Ontology annotation, cellular component: cytosol; cytoplasm. Gene Ontology annotation, biological process: fructose 6-phosphate metabolic process; fructose metabolic process; gluconeogenesis. The record is from RefSeq and is a predicted model, not a curated record. NCBI's taxonomy places the organism in Eukaryota, Metazoa, Arthropoda, Insecta, Coleoptera, Nitidulidae. The transcript is spliced from 5 exons.